Molecule: messenger RNA, 5999 nt
Organism: Mizuhopecten yessoensis (Yesso scallop)
Lineage: Eukaryota; Metazoa; Mollusca; Bivalvia; Pectinida; Pectinidae
Product: trichohyalin-like
Exons: 29
Coding region: 143-4066 (1307 amino acids)
Biological process (GO): smoothened signaling pathway
Cellular component (GO): plasma membrane protein complex; ciliary membrane
Source: RefSeq, a predicted model, not a curated record
CCGAAAACCAGGUGAUCUCGAAACUUACUUGCCAUGGCUUCAAGCACCUGCUCAUCUUGUCGCAGCACAUCGAGAACAUGAAGCAUCGCUAGAGAUCACUGAAGAACCUUUCGACGACAAGUGUGUACAGAUUAUAGACAAGAUGAAGGGUUGCAUUGUGGGUAUUCCCACUCUCUUUGCGUUUCUGCUGUGUAUCCAAUCUGUAUCAGCUGGCACGUUGGACUUCUAUCUGACCGGGACCGUGGAGCUAUACGAAGAGUUUAACGCAUCAUCUUUUAAUGGGAACAAUUACGCUGCGUAUAAUGUGAGUUACUAUGCUCCCAGUGCAGCGGUUUAUGCUCCAAAUGUGAACCAGGCAAAUUAUGUAGCCUUUUCGGAACACUUAACAAUGGCUGCUACGGUAAUCGACAUUUUGGAUAUCUACGACACCGCCAAUGCCGCAUAUGCCGGGGAAGCUAAGCUCCACAUAGAAAGUGUUGUCGAGCAAUAUGACACCUCCGUAAACCCUGACCAGGUUCAGAUAUCCAUGUGGAUUUACAAUACCGCCACCAGCGCUGUAGCCUCCACUGUGAUGGUUGAUGUGGAUCUAACUGCAGGCUUGGAAGUGGAUUACGACAUUUCCACCUUCCUCAUCAAUGGUAGCGGCAACACCUUCAAUACAGACAUCACGGUCAUCAGCAAGAAACAAUUUACAUGGAGUGCGUCAACUAUCUCGGGUCUGGAGGGACGCUCUUUACAGUUUAUAGCAACACCAUCUGGCAGUGUAGGACGAGACCUCGCUGUGGGAGCCAAUCUUUUUACCUCCAGUGUUACUUACUACCUAAAUGCAACAGAGGUUGUUGGACCAAUAGACCUGACGGUUUGUGUGAGCCGCGAGGAUUCAGUCACUGAGAGUGUCCUGUACCAACACGGUCUCACCGCUCUCACCUUCUUCAUGGCACUCAUUCUGGGUGUCAUCAUCGUCAUUGUUGGGGUCGUCGUCUACCGCCUUCUGUCUAAUCGUAAAGGAGCCAGAACCGUUCAUGUCCAUGAGCAUGACGUCAUAAUGCACGAGAAGGGAAAUCGGCUUGUGAUGGAUUAUGGGAAGGCCAUGUCAAAGAAAGGACACACCAUUACAGACUACAGCCUGGUGAAUGAAGAUGAGAGCAUAGUCGGGAUUUUGGCCAUGAAAGACCGUCUCGGACGUCACCGAGAAAUAGACAAUUUGGACAUCGCUGCCACCAUAACUGUCGACGAGGGUCUGGAGGAAGAAAGAAAUGAAUCCUCAGAGGCAGUCACCACCAUGUAUGUUCAGAUCAUGAAACAAAAUGGUGACAUCUCCCAGAAGACAGAGGAUGGCGUGAUCCAGAAACACAGGAUGAGGAAGGGCGUGCUACGUAAAAGUCUUGAUGAUGAAUACCAAGGAGAAAAAAGGAAACUCCUCAAGAAGCUCUCGGCUAAAAACAAGGCCAAAAUGUCGAGACUUCACCAGAAACAGAAGGUUGACAAAAGGAAGCUGGUCAGCGACAUGACUGACAUUGGAGAUGAGGAGAGGAAACAGUUACUAGUUAUGAUGGAUGCUGAACAUCAAACAGAACAGGAAGAAAAAACGUACCACCUCAAGCUGGAACAGGACGAGGAGAUGGAGAAUCUCAGAAAGGAGUUUGCAGCCCGUGAAAGGAUCAACCAGAAAGAACUGCAAAAGACAAUGCUGAAGGACCUGGAGGUGGACGGCAACCUUCAUGAUGAGAAGGUUCAAUGGCUGCUUGACGAGCACAAGGAAUCACAGAAACGUCUUGAUCUUUCUUACGACAACGAGAUCUCCAAGCAAAGGAUGCAACUUGAGGAGAAACUUGAGCGACGGCGGGGCCUGUCUAAACUCAGUGAACAAAAUGAAGAUGACAUGAGUGACACCCUGAACUACCUGGCUUCCAAUAUGAAUGACUUUAUCACGAGGGCCAAAAAGGACGGGAUUGUGAGCCCAGACGAAGCCAAGGUGAUGUUUGAGAAGGCCAAGAAGGAGAUGAUUGCUCUGAAGGAACAGAUGGACAAAGACCGCCGCAAACAGGAGGAGGAUCUACACAAAAAACUCAGCAACCUUAAAAAACAGCGCAUGGCAAAUCUGCAAAAACAACAGGAAGGAGAGUUACAGAGCUACAUGAAGUCCCAUUCAGCCCAGACAGAUGGCCCAGUCGAUCCCCUGUCACUGGUGGAAGGGAAGCUCCAGCUUGAGUCAAAGCACCGUGAAGAAGCACACAAAGUAAGCGACCAGAUGGAUCAGGAGCAUGCUCACGACCUGGCCACUCUGCGUGAGGAGAUUUCCACACAAACUGAAGAGGAUCUCAGUAACAUACAGACACAGCUUAUCAACAAUCUGAAAAACCAGGGGUUUUCUGAGGACACCGCCCGUGUAUUGAUCAAGAAACACCGUGAUGCGAUGGCCAAGCUACAGGAGUCACAGGAGGCUAAUCUCCAUAAUCAAAUGGUCAACAUACAGGAGAGGCUGGAGAGGAAUCGGGCUGAUCUGGAAAUGAGGAAAGCACAAGAGAAACAAGAGCAAGCACUGCUUCGGGAACGUGAGGAAAAACUGGUCAAUAACUUGAUCACCGGACAGAUGGUGAUGUCAGAUGACGAGAGGGACAGGAUCCUACAGGAGCAUGAGAAACAGAUGGUCAAACUGGAGAACAACCUUACUUUGAACAAACUACGACAGAAGAGGAUGUUGGAGGAAAAACUAAUGGAGAAACGGGAUAGACAGAUGCACAAACUACAAGAAAAACAACUGCAGCAGACACAGGCACAGAAGAGAAAACAGGAAAACAAUGCGGAGGAAUCUGAUGACGAAAGCCGGAAGGAGAAGACCAACUUACUCAAGUUGCAGUUUGAACAGAGGAUGGUAAUAUUACAUGGAGAGAAACUCAACCUGGAUGAUGAAAUGGAAAAUGUUCGGGUGGAGAUGUUGAAGCAGCGUGCCCUUGCCUUGAAGAACCAGGAAGAACGACUUGGUGGUAUGGUUGCAGCACUGCAGGUGUCGAAGGCACAUGAACUAUCUAAGAUUGAGGAUCAGCAGAAGGCCAUCAAUGACCUCAAGAUGAACCUUAUGGACGACCUAAACGAACGAGGUGUCCUAGGCAAUCAAGAGUGUCAGGAAAUCAUUGAGCGCUACAAAGAGGAGCAAGAUAAACUUCAACAUUCUUUAGCAGAUAGACAGAGGCAACAUGAAAAGGCCUUGAAGAAGCGUCUGAAGCAACGACUUCAACAGCGAGAGAAAGUCAUGGCAGAGACACAGGAGAAGGAGCUUCAGGAAAUCUUAAGCCAGUCAAAAAAUAAAGUUGCUGCGAAGAUCAAGAAAGCUCUGUUAUUACAUAAACAGAUGAUUGAAAUGGAACAGAUGAGGAACCGAUUGGAUAGAGAAAUAUCACAAACACUCCGUGAAACGCAGAGAUUGUUUGAGAUGGAACGACUGCAGAAGAUUCAAGAACAGGAAUUGCUGGUGAUAUCGCGUUUGAUAAGUAUCGGUGGAUUUGAGAAAGAGGACCUGAAUAAUGUGCUACGGACAUUAUUCCCAUCAAAGACGGAAGAGGACAUCAAGAAAAUAAUGAGCAAAAUCUAUGACCCACAGAAGAUGCAGCCAGCACCGGUAUCUAGGGAUAAAGAUGGCAGUGUAAAUAGUUCUAAUGUGAAUUUGACGGCGAGAGUGAAGGAGUUCUCCCGCCGCGAAUCUAUGGCUGAGAUACAAGCCAUGUCACAACCACCUACUCCACGACAACGGUCCAAGAAAGGAAAGUCAAAGCCCAAGUAUGUAGAACGAUUCCAUGAGGAUGAAGAGGAACCUAGUUAUCCAUCGUAUUCACGUCCGGACCCCAUCGGAGAGGUGCGAGAGUCUCGUCAACAAUACGAUGAGGACUUCAUGGAGGCUAGGCAGGUCAACUCCGACUACCUACAGGCUCAGCCUAUCAAGCCGUCACAGUUACCUCCCCUUGACGCACCUCAGGAAGGUGGAGGCAGGAAAAAGAAGAAGAAGAAAUUAUUGAAAAAAAUAGCAAAACCUAAACAGGAUUACUAUGAUGAUGAGGACAUUUUGUGAUAGGCUGUAAUAAAUUAAUUCCUUUUAACUCAAUUUCAUAUGUGACAUGUUCUUAUACUUUUAUUUCAUAACAUUUUAAUAUUGAAAAAAAUAUAUAUAGUCAAAUGUGAGAUCCAAAGCGAAAUUUUAGUCAUGAUAGAAUUUGUAAGGUUUUAACUCAUUAGUAAGCAUAUCAAAACAUUAAUUGACCUAGUAGUGUUUUAUAGAUUGUAUAUCAUUUUAACCCACAAGAAAAACACGAAAAAGGGGAAACGUUUAUACUAUAUGACGGUAUGGACAUUUCAUGUCAUUCCCAUGAAUGGUAGCUAUCAGUGCUCAUGUGACACAUAUAUUAUAUUGUUGGGUUGUAAACCUAACCCCAGACAUAAACAAAUUCAUUCAAGUGCCUGUCUUACUCCAUUUAAACUGAUAAAUAAUGAUAUAUCUCUGUUUUCCUGUAGCUUAUACAGGUUUCUUCACUAUACCUGUGUAGCAUUAUUGGGUUAAAAACAUUUGUAGUGUGGGUCAAACAAAAUGAGGGCAUUUUCAUUGACUAGUAUACAGGUCAAAAUCCCUUUAUCAACUUUUACCUCACAGAAGAGGGCACAGUGUUUUGCACAAUUAUUCUAAUUGAAAUUUUUCAGGGUUGAAAAAUGUCCUUCUGUAUAAAUAGAAUUUUUGGACAUUUUAAGCAUUGUUAUGGGAGAAAAGGUUCCCAAACUCAUAUUUUAUCUGUAGUGUGGUUAGUUUGCAAAAUCAAAAAGAUAAAACAAAAUAGAACAACCCAUCGAGGGAAACAUCGUUUUGAAAAUUCUACAUUGAACUAACUCAGGUUAAAAGCUCAAUAUGAUAACCAACCAUCAUUGUUGGGGAACAGCUUAUUUAUGCUACUGUGCCUGCAUUUAUUGAAUAAAAACAUUUUCAUUUUAUAACCUAAGCUGCAGAUGGCAAAUAUAAUCAAUAAUGUAUAUACUUUUUAAUAGAUUCUCAAAAUCAUGGUUCCACAUUUUUAUGAAAAAAAUGAAAAACCAGGGCAUUUGUGUAACAAAGUAUGAACGUUAUUGAUGCCUUUAUUUCCCAAUCUUGUAAUUAAUUACAUGUAUAUAUUGUAUUUAUAACAUCUGCUUUAUUUUACAUUUAAAUCAAGGGAUAAUUGAUGAUUUUGUUGAUGAAGUCUCAUUUUGCUUUUCGAAAUAUUUUUACAAAACAUGAACUGUUAUACAUCUCUGAAGAUAUUGUAAAUUCAAUGGGUAAAUUUUGUAAUCUGUGAUAUUUUUUUUAUUGUAAAUAUGUAACUUAUCCUGUACAUGUAGAUUUUUUUAGAUUAAAUAUAGUUGUAAGUCAUAUAUCAUCCCAUUUUCUUCCAGUUUCUAUAAAAUCAAAAUACUGUCAAAAAGUGUCCUUCAGUUUCCAUACCUUUUUACUUGGUCGUCAAUAGCUUAUACUCAAACCUCUACCAAACCAGAGGGACCAAACAACUUGUUACAGAAGCUGUUUUUCGACAUUAAAUGCUGUGUUCAAAGAAAUAUUAGAUGCAUCUAAACUAUCAUUCGGAGCUUGCAUUUUAACUGAAAUUAGAUUUAAGCCUAGAAAAUGUUAAAUAUUUCUCUGAACUCAAACAAUAGCUUCUGGAACAAAUUCCCAGGUCCCUGUGUUAAACAACCACCAUUGGUUGCACCUGGCAAUACAAUGUAAUUAACUCAAUAGGUAGACCACUCCGCUAUGGUUUUAUAUAUCAAGAUCCCAAACAGUAUAUAUAAAUGCAAAUGUAUCAUACUAAGGGCUGAAUUAAGUUUCUGUAGGUGAGUCGGAGAUUUUUCAAAUACAUAUAUUUAUGUGGAGGCACCGUAGUCCAGCGUUAGGACGCCUGGCACUGGUUUGAGUCACGGCACAGCACUCUGUUGUACCUUUGAGCAAGAUACUUUACUCGGCUUGUUCCAGUCUACUCAGCUGU